Molecule: messenger RNA, 838 nt
Organism: Arabidopsis arenosa
Lineage: Eukaryota; Viridiplantae; Streptophyta; Magnoliopsida; Brassicales; Brassicaceae
Source: the annotation of a GenBank genome assembly
UUAAAGGGUUUCGGCCAUGGCUUCAAUCUCGACUUGGUUCCGAUACAUGGCUCACAAGCUCGAGUAUUCCCUCACUCUCAGUCUCAAGAGUCAUAGGAGUAAGAAACUGAGUGACCGGGAACUUAUUCAAAUAAUUUGCAAGAAUCUAUUCUAUGGGAAAAUAACAUACUUACACUCGGAUAAAGGACCAGAAAUGUCACCAACCAUGACAGCAAAUGAAAACACACUUCUUAUUCGUAAGAUACCAAUUGCUAAUACCAGGUUUGUAUUCAUUGGAGAUGCUGUCGUCUUAAAGGACCCAAACGAUUCAGAUAAGUAUCUGGUAAGAAGAUUAGCAGCUGUAGAAGGAUUCGAAAUGGUAUCGGGUGAUGAAAAAGAAGAGCCUUUUGUUCUCGAAAAGGAUCAGUGUUGGGUAACAGCUGAAAACCAGGAGCUCAAAGCUAAGGAAGCAUAUGAUAGCAGAACAUUUGGUCCAGUUUCAACAGCAGAUAUUGUUGGAAGAGCUAUAUAUUGUCUGAGAACAGCCGUCGAUCACGGUCCUGUUCGAAACAGUCACACUGCAAUGGGUCAAGAUUCUCCAAUCCUGGCUGUAGAAUUGGACGUGGACGAGAUGGCUAAAAACCACAAGGCAUAAAGAGACGCACUUUCUUGUGUUUGUUUAUUGUCAAAGCUAAAAUUGCCUCCUUUGAUUCAGAUUUGAGAAAACAAUAAAUCAUUACAACAAUGAUACUAAAAAUCCUAAAUUUUACAGUCCAAAACUAUGUUUGAAACCAGUUUGUUUGUAGACUGAAAUGUAUUCAUGCACUAAAUCUUGAUGGAAUGAAAAGUUUUGUUGCUA